Molecule: messenger RNA, 1260 nt
Organism: Mixia osmundae IAM 14324
Lineage: Eukaryota; Fungi; Basidiomycota; Mixiomycetes; Mixiales; Mixiaceae
Exons: 4
Coding region: 77-1009 (310 amino acids)
Biological process (GO): mRNA export from nucleus
Cellular component (GO): THO complex part of transcription export complex
Molecular function (GO): protein binding
Source: RefSeq, a predicted model, not a curated record
CGUCCAACUCGCUUGCCUCUGCCGACUUUGUUGAGCGCCAGGCUGCCCGAGCAGGCUCAGUGCGAUGACGAGCAACAUGAGCAUGUCCAAAUGGCCGAGCAAGAUGCUCACCGGCUCCCACAAGGACAGAGUCAUCUCGCUCGCGUGGUCAUGCGACGGCAAGCGGUUAGCAUCGGGCUCGAAUGACAAGACUGCUCGGAUAUGGACGCCCGAACGUGAUCAGCGAACGUCUACCGCGCUCGUGGGACAUGCGAGCGCCGUCAACAAGGUCGCAUGGCACCCCGCACACCCAGAUAUCGUGGCAUCUGUCUCUUCUGAUCACUCCGUCAAGAUAUGGGACAUACGGACGGGCAAGGCGAGCCACACUGUCGCCACGCCAGGCAUCAACAUCAACACGACCUGGUCUCCCGACGGAUCCUACCUUGUCGCCGGUGACACGAACGACAAUGUCGUCUUUAUAGAUUCGAGCUCCGGCACGAUUGCUCAAUCUUACAAGUACAACGUAGAGGUCAACGAGUUUCUGUUCAAUCAUGCGGGCGACCUCUUUCUCACUUGCAUGGGAGACGGCCGGAUAGAGAUCAGAGAGUUUCCAGAGAUUGAGACUGUCUAUCACGACUUUCUCGCUCAUCCUGCCAACUGCUUCUCGCUUGACAUGGAUCCUCGGGGGAGAUAUCUCGCAGUGGGCAGCAACGACUCUCUCGUGUCACUCUGGGAGAUGAGGGACUGGAUCUGCAUACGCACCUUCAACAAUCUCGCCUACCCUGUCCGGUCGCUUGGCUUCUCUUCGGAUGGAGAGUAUCUCGCCUCUGCAUCAGAAGAAGCUUUUAUAGACAUCUCUGCAGUCACGACGGGCGCGUCAGUACACAAGCUCAAUGUCGCUGCUGGCGUCAAUGCGAUCGCUUGGCAUCCUUUCAGCAACAUCCUGGCGUACGCCUGUGAUGACAAAGGGCCCGCCGCACGCUACGGUCCCACACCUUACAGUGGCAAUAUCGGCGUCUUUGGCAUGUAGAUCUGAGCGAGCUCGCAAAACAUGUCUGUUGUACUAUGAUGUCACUUGUUGAACAACAACGAACAUUGUCUAUGCUAUGAGGCUCGUCUAGAGAUCUUCAGAUGACAGUAGAGCGGCUUGCGCAGGAAGCCCUCCCUCGUCGGCAGCUCAUCCAGACUCUCAUCCUGCAAGUCGAUCUCGUAUCGGAAGAACAGACUGGCGAUGAAGACGAGCAGCUCCAGCCGGGCGACGUUGAGACCGAUACAGGCUCG